Messenger RNA from Durio zibethinus, 1169 nucleotides. RefSeq names its product derlin-2.2-like. Lineage: Eukaryota; Viridiplantae; Streptophyta; Magnoliopsida; Malvales; Malvaceae. The record is from RefSeq and is a predicted model, not a curated record.
UUGUCUGUUAUAAUUUCUAUGUUAUUUCUUCCUACAUUUCUUACUUUUGGUUCUUCCAACAAGAAGAUCUUUGUUUCGAUCUUCAAUAACCCCAAAACCCAGAAAAAUCAAAUAAAAUUUUAUUGAAUUAGCCUUUCAAAUAUCUUGGCUCAAAUUUAUUAUUAUUAUAGAAAUAACAAAGAGCUUUUUUUGUAAAAAAAAAAAAAAUGGCUCAAGCUGUUGAAGAAUGGUAUAAGCAAAUGCCCAUCAUCACCCGCUCUUAUCUCACAGCUGCCGUAGUUACCACUAUUGGCUGCUCUCUCGAAAUAAUAUCACCUUAUCAUCUGUACUUGAACCCUAAGCUGGUGGUUAAGCAGUAUCAAUUCUGGCGCCUCAUUACCAACUUCUUGUACUUCCGCAAGAUGGAUUUGGAUUUCAUGUUUCACAUGUUCUUUCUUGCUCGCUACUGCAAACUUCUUGAAGAGAACUCUUUCAGGGGAAGGACUGCAGAUUUUUUUUACAUGCUCUUGUUUGGAGCUUCUGUCUUAACUGGCAUUGUUCUUAUUGGAGGAAUGAUACCUUAUCUGUCAGAGUCAUUUGCCAAAAUCAUAUUUCUAAGCAAUUCAUUGACAUUCAUGAUGGUUUAUGUGUGGAGCAAACAGAAUCCCUUUAUACAUAUGAGUUUUCUGGGUCUUUUUACCUUUACAGCAGCUUACUUGCCCUGGGUGCUUUUGGGAUUCUCUGUCCUUGUUGGCGCUAGUGCUUGGGUGGAUCUCCUGGGAAUGAUAGCCGGUCAUGCAUACUAUUUUCUUGAAGACGUAUAUCCGCGAAUGACUGGUCGCAGACCCCUAAAAACUCCGUCCUUUAUUAAAGCGUUUUUUGCAGAUGAGGCUGUAGUGGUAGCACGGCCAGCAAAUGUGAGAUUUGCCCCACCACCGGCAGAGGAACUUCACAGAGAUUAAUCUGUCCUUUGGAGACGAGACCAACGGAGGGUAGCUUAGGUUGAAUUUAUCUCUGAUUGGACAUAGCAAAGGCCCAAAAAAGUGUGGUUGGCCAUUUCUCAAGCGUUCAAGCUUACGUGCUAGUGUGAACAAUAUAUCUUCUUUGCAUUAGAGGUUGGCUGUGUAUAUUUGAUGUCGCUGCUGCUAAGCUAUGCGGAUUUGGGGAUGGAAUUUUGUAAUUUAUACCUA